ACUAUAACUAACGUUUACCCAUUGCGCUGACGAAACCGUCUACAGUUGCUGAUAUCGUUUUGAACAUUUCAGUUCUUCAUAAAUUUCAAGAUUAUAUUAAACUACAAUCAAAAAUCAUAAGUUGACAAAAAUAAGUUAUUAUUUAACAUUCAAAACUGUUUAAAAGAUGGAAGAUGACCAGGGCUUAAGUUUUGCUGAUCAAUCUCUUAUGCUUAAUUCUGCUGAAGAUGCUAAAGCUAUUGUUUUAGCAAUUGAAAAAUGUCCAAGCUUGGUUUAUUUCAAUCUUCAAGGAAAUACUUUGGGAAUUGAUGCUGCUAAAGAAAUUGGCAAUGCUCUUGCUAAACAUGGAUCUCAGCUUAAACGUGCAUUAUGGCAAGAUAUGUUUACGGGACGACUUAAAUGUGAAAUUCCUAUAGUUUUAGAACAUUUAUCAGCAGGCUUGUUAACAGCAAAUGUACGUUUAUCUGAACUCGAUUUAAGUAAUAAUGCUUUUGGACCCAUCGGUAUGGAUGGAUUAGUUAAACUAUUGAACUCUCCUGUUUGUUACGAAUUACAAACUUUGCGUUUAAUGAAUAAUGGAUUAGGGAUUGGUGGAGCAAAAAUGUUGGCAAAAGCAUUGAUUGAUAAUUAUCAUGCUAGUUGUAAGGCUGGUACUCCAUUUAAACUUAAAGUACUUAUAGCUGGCAGGAACCGAUUAGAAAAUGAUGGUAUCAUUGCUUUAUCUAAAUUCUUUACUCUUGUCAAAACUAUGGAAGAAAUUACAAUACCUCAAAAUGGAAUUUAUUGCAAAGGUAUAUUAGAACUCACCAAGAGUCUACUAAAAAAUCCCAAUCUAAAAGUUCUAGAUGUUCAAGAUAAUUUAUUAACUGCACUAGGAGCAGAAGCAUUAGCCAGUGUGCUUCCUAAUUUAGUAAAUUUAAAACGUUUGAAUAUUGCUGAUUGUUUAAUAAAAUCUAGAGGUGCUUUGGCAAUUUCAGAAGCUUUAAAUAAUCAUGAAUCUCUUGAAGUUUUAGAUGUAAGUUAUAAUGAAAUCAAUGGUGAAAGUGGACUAAAAUUAACACAGUCAUUAUGUAACAAAAUUAAUUUAAAAGAAUACAAUGUUAAUGGUAAUAGAUUUGGUGUUGAAACCAUUGAAAUUAUAUCAAAAACGCUCAAAGAGUCCAACAAAGAUAAUACACUUGGUUCAUUUAGUGGAGAUGAAGGUGAAUGUAGUUCUGAUGAAGAAGAUGACAAUGGAGAAGCUGAAGAAAGUUCAACAGAUGAAGAUAAUAAUUCUGCCUCUUGUGCUGAUGAUACUGCAAAUCUUCUCGAAGAUAUGUCUAUUGGUGAACCUAAAUUAACAAAUGAUUCAAUUGAAAAUGUUAGCAUUGAAAAAUUAGUUGAUCAACUGAUGGAUACUGCUGGACAUUAUCAAGAUUCCGAUGAAGUUACUUUAGAUAAAUGCUUAAAGUUAUAUAAAACAGCUUACUCUGAUGCUAUUAAAACUUUAAAAUUCGUAGAAUUAACAAAUUUAUUAUUGGUUAAACAUGGUUUGAUUAAAAGUGAAGAUAAAGAAUUCCAACUGCGAAAAGAUGUUGGUAGAUGUUUAGAAGUUUUAAAAAAAGUUGUUGAACAUAAAAAUAUUAUUCCUGAACAAUCUCAAUGUGUUUUAAGUUUUAUGUUAAAA
Sipha flava (yellow sugarcane aphid) is the source of this 1666-nucleotide messenger RNA. RefSeq names its product ran GTPase-activating protein 1 (gene RanGAP). The annotation marks the transcript as partial. Gene Ontology annotation, cellular component: nucleus; perinuclear region of cytoplasm; cytosol. The transcript has 2 exons. Gene Ontology annotation, molecular function: small GTPase binding; GTPase activator activity. Gene Ontology annotation, biological process: activation of GTPase activity; nucleocytoplasmic transport; signal transduction. Lineage: Eukaryota; Metazoa; Arthropoda; Insecta; Hemiptera; Aphididae. The record is from RefSeq and is a predicted model, not a curated record.